UUAUUUAUAACUAGUUUAAGAGGGUAUUUAUUGUGUGGCUGAUCAGAGUGGUCUCAGAGUUCCUCUGCCAGAACAUCUCAUACCACAGCGCAACAAUGUCACCCAAGAAAGCAAAGAAGAGGUCCGAGGGGGCCAACUCUAAUGUGUUCUCCAUGUUUGAGCAAACACAGAUCCAGGAAUUUAAAGAGGCUUUUACUAUUAUGGACCAGAACCGAGAUGGAUUCCUUGACAAAGAAGAUCUGAGAGAUACUUUUGCUGCAUUAGGUCGACUGAAUGUGAAAAAUGAAGAACUGGAUGAGAUGCUAAAAGAAGCUCCAGGACCAAUCAACUUUACAGUGUUUCUGACCAUGUUUGGAGAGAAGUUAAAGGGAGCUGAUCCAGAAGAAACAAUUUUAAAUGCGUUCAAAGUAUUUGACCCCGAGGGUACUGGACUUCUUAAAUCAGAAUACAUUCGAGAAAUGCUCAUGACUCAGGCAGAAAGAUUUACAAGCGAAGAGGUGGAUCAGAUGUUCACAGCUUUCCCCCCUGACGUGACUGGAAAUUUAAACUACAAAAACCUUGUGCAUAUUAUCACUCACGGUGAAGAGAAGGAGGAAUAACAUUGUUGCGUAAUGGUCUUGCUCUUCUUUUACCAACCCCAUGGCCCUUUCAAGAGUUUUGUUUCCCAUCUACUGUAUGUCUUCUUGCUGCAUUCACUCUACACUUUGCCCUCCACAAUCUCUUAUGUUUACUGUGAUCAUCUGUAAAAUAAUAAAUAUUAUAUAUUGUUGGCGAUAACAUUUUACAAUAAAAAAUUCUUUAGCAACAA
Molecule: messenger RNA, 808 nt
Organism: Xenopus laevis (African clawed frog)
Lineage: Eukaryota; Metazoa; Chordata; Amphibia; Anura; Pipidae
Gene: myl2.L
Product: myosin light chain 2 L homeolog
Exons: 7
Coding region: 96-599 (167 amino acids)
Molecular function (GO): calcium ion binding
Source: RefSeq, a predicted model, not a curated record